Messenger RNA from Trametes versicolor FP-101664 SS1, 711 nucleotides. RefSeq lists its product as uncharacterized. Lineage: Eukaryota; Fungi; Basidiomycota; Agaricomycetes; Polyporales; Polyporaceae. The coding region runs from base 1 to 711 and encodes 236 amino acids. The transcript is spliced from 4 exons. The record is from RefSeq and is a predicted model, not a curated record.
AUGCCUGCUGAAGGCGACUCUGCGGCGACUGGUUUGGCCGCGGAAGAUCCAGUUGGCUCCGACAAUGAGCCCCCGAAGCACGGUGCUACCGGCACGAAACGGCGUGUUGCAGCGCGUUGGUCCAACGCGAACGAUGAGACCAUGGUCUCCAUUCUGGAGAAGAACAAGACCGAGGGCCGGCAAGCCGACUCCGGCUGGAAACCCGGUGUCUGGACGGAGGUCUCGCGCGAACUCCAAGGGGGCCCGGGAGGCGUCAAAACGGUGAAGAGCUGCCAAGAUCGGUGGCGUACACUUCUGAAGGAAUACAACACCGUCCAUUGGCUCGUCACACAGGUGUCAGGUUUUGGGUGGGAUGAGGAUCUCAAGAAGGUUACGGCGACAGACGAUGUUUGGGACGACUUCCUGAAGAAGCACACAAAAGUCACCAAGUAUCGGACCCGUGGGUUCCCGCUGUAUGAUCGCAUCGCUGCCCUGGUUGAAGGCAAGCAGGCGACCGGUGAGCAGGCACUACGUAUCGAGAAUGUCACGUCGACCUCGCGUCCAAGUACCGCCACACCGUCAGCUUCCAAGGGCAGUCGCCGUCAGUCACAAGCCACCACGUCCUCCCAGGAGCGUGCGAUCACUUGGACGCACCAAGCGUACGAAGGCCUCCUCAUCGCCCUCUCCCCGUCGUUCGCUUUCUCAGUCGCCCAAGGCUUCGGCCUCAACUAA